AUGAACCGGACGACCCCCGAGCAGGAGCGGGCGCCGGCGUCGGAAGCCGUGUGGGAGCGGCCCUGGUCGGUGGAAGAGAUCCGCAGGAGCAGCCAGAGCUGGUCGCUGGCGGCCGACGCGGGCCUACUGCAGUUUCUACAGGAAUUCUCGCAGCAGACCAUCUCCAGGACACACGAGAUCAAGAAACAAGUGGACGGGCUGAUUCGGGAGAGUAAAGCCACAGAUUGUCGCCUGCACAAUGUCUUCAACGACUUCCUCAUGCUGUCCAACACCCAGUUCAUUGAAAACCGCGUGUACGAUGAAGAAGUGGAGGAGCCAGUCGUCAAGCCUGAAGCUGAGAAGACAGAGCAGGAAAAGACCCGGGAACAGAAGGAAGUAGAUCUGAUUCCCAAAGUCCAAGAGGCCGUGAACUAUGGGCUACAAGUAUUGGACAGCGCCUUUGAGCAACUUGACAUCAAAGCAGGAAACUCUGACUCUGAGGAAGACGAUGCUAAUGAGCGGGUGGAGCUGAUCCUGGAACCAAAGGACCUGUACGUGGAUCGACCUCUGCCUUACCUGAUUGGCUCGAAGCUGUUCAUGGAGCAGGAAGAUGUGGGGCUGGGGGAGCUGUCCAGUGAAGAAGGUUCCGUGGGCAGCGAUCGAGGCAGUAUUGUGGACAGCGAGGAGGAGAAGGAAGAGGAGGAAUCCGAUGAAGAUUUUGCCAAUCAAAGUGACAAUGAUCAGAACCAGCACGCGGCGCAGAGGAGCGACGAGGAAGAGGAUGACGACGGCUGUGACCUCUUCGCUGACUCUGAGAAGGAGGAGGACAUCGAGGAGGCCGAUGGAAAUUCCAAGCCUAAAAGACCUACAUCCUUUGCUGAUGAGCUGGCAGCACGAAUCAAAGGAGACGCCCCAAGCCGGCUGGAAGAGGAACAGACAGAUGACGACGAUGGUUUGUUUGCACCCCCUAAGCUGACCGACGAAGACUUCUCCCCGUUUGCUUCCAGAGGCGGCCUGUUCAGUGGCGGGCAGGGACUUUUCGAUGAUGAGGAUGAGGAGAGUGACCUGUUCACUGCCACGCCACGGGAGCAGCAGAGCCAGGCCCCUGUGCACGAAGAACCUUCAUCCUCCAAACCUGCAAAGAAAAUCCCAGCAGGAGGAAUUUCCGUGUUUUUAGGGGACACUGCUGUGUUUGGUGCCACCUCUGCACCCUCACGGAAGGAGCCCCAGAAGCCUGAGCAGCCCCCUCCCGGGAAGAGCCCCCGCCCCCCAGCUCCCGCCGGCCUGUUUGCUGACGACGAGGAGGAUGACGAUGACUUUUUUGCGACAUCUCACAGCAAGCCUUCCAAGACAGACAAAGUCAAACCCAGUGCCGAUAUCUUUGAUGAAGAAGAGGGAGAUCUAUUCAAAGAAAAACCAGUGGCUUUGCCAGAAGAUACUGUGAAUCAGACAGAUGAAAAUAAAGCAAGAGCCAAGAAGCAGGCAUCCCUACCUGCCAACAAAAAUCUCAAGCUUUCGUCAGAAACAAAGCCUCACAAAGGUUUGUUUUCAGAUGAGGAGGACUCUGAGGAUUUGUUUUCUUCUCAAAAUACAAGCAAGUCAAAAGGAGAAUCUCUCCUGCCUAGCAAGCUGCCCACGUCAGUCUCCCUUUUUGAUGAUGAAGAUGAAGAGGAUAACCUUUUUGGGGCUACAGCUGCUAAGAAGCCGACAUCAUCUCUGCCAGUUCAGAGUCAGGAGAAGGCAGAGCCUCCAGCGCCCUCCACGAAGAAAGCACCCGCCUUACUGUUCAGCAGUGACGAGGAGGACCAGUGGAAUAUUCCUGACUCAAAGACCAACCCGGUGUCUGACAGCUUGUCUAAAGAAGACUCCAGAUCCGCCCCAGUCCAGGAGGCCAAGGCCGUGGGAAAGACCAGUCUCUUUGAGGAGGACGAUGAAGAUGAUCUGUUUGCUAUUGCCAAGGACAGCCAAAAGAAGAUCCAGAGAGUGUCGCUCCUCUUCGAAGACGAUGCUGACAGCAGCGGCAGCUCUCUCUUUGGCUCCCCGCCUGCGCCUGCACCUGCACCGCCUGCAGCAAAGAAAGAAGAGGCCGUUCCCAAGGACCCCCCGUUGCUGUUCAGCGAUGAAGAUGAGAAAAAGCCAGGGUCAGGAGUGGCUGUGGAGCCGAAGGCGGAGAGUGCCAAAGACUCCUCAGGAUUCUCCAGCAGUGACUUGGCUGAGAAGUCAGAAAAGGAAGGACGUUUGACCGUGUCCGCUCACGAAGCAGCCAAGCAUUCAGAUUUCUUUUCUUCCUCAUCCGCACUGGACAGAGGAACCAAAGGUAGAAGCAAAACUGUCCUGAGCUUGUUUGAUGAGGAAGAGGACAAAACGGAAGAGCAAAGCAGCACCCCAGCUCUGCAGAAAGAAGUAGCAAAGGGUCCUGAUCCUGCUGCCCGCCCCAAGAGCACAGGCGUCUUCCAGGACGAAGAGCUGCUCUUCAGCCACAAACUCCAAAAGGACAAUGACCCGGAUGUUGACCUUUUUGCUGGCACAAAAAAAUCCAGGUCGUUGGAGCCAAGGGUUGGCAGCCUGUUUGGAGAUGAUGAAGAUGAUGAAGAUGAGGAUCUUUUCAGCUCGGCCAAGUCCCCGCCUCUGGUACCAGAAAAAAAGAAGGUAGUGAAAAAAGACCAGUCUGCUUCCUCUUUGAAAAACCAGAAAUGCCCUGACUCCACCCAAAGCAGCAAAGCAAACAGCCCGUGGGAUCUGGAAAGCCCUCAGGACUCGUCAGGUCUCGCUCCAUUUAAACCCAAAGAGCCAUCCACUCGCAUCGGGAAAAUACAAGCACAUCUAGCAGUUAAUCCCGCCGCCUUGCUGCCUGCAGUGGCACCCCAGCCCCCGGCAGGGAAGUCCAUCUUGCCAGAACUGGCCUUCCCGUCGCCUGAAGCCGGAAGGAGCCGUGCUCUGGGAAGUGCAUCCCCCCUUGCUGGGAGCGGGGAGGCCGGCGUGAGUUUCGAUUUCCCAGCCCAGGCAGACACCUUACACAGUGCCAACAAGGGCCGGGUCAAAGUGAGAGGGAAGCGCAGGCCGCAGACGCGUGCGGCCAGACGACUGGCUGCCCAGGAGUCCAGUGAGACCGAGGUCACGAGUGGCCCCAGAGGACCUGCUGCACACCUGGCAGAUGGCGCCGUCUCACCCAGUGGCUGGCAGCCACAGCCCAGAGUGGACGGCUCUGGUGAAGCCAUGGCUGCUGCCUCUCUACCUUGGGAAGGCGGCCCCAGGCCUGGAGUGGACAGAAGCCCCUUUGGGAAGUCUCUGGGUCAGCCCAGCGGCGAGCCUGACCUCUUUGAUUCUGGAGACAUCUUUUCCAAGGGCGCUGGAUCUCAGUCCAUGGAGAGAACACGGGCCAAGGCCAAAGCCGCAGAGAGCACAGGCCACCUGCCAGGGGCAGGGAAGGCCAAGGGCUCCCUGUUUCCUGCUCCGGGGGACGCCAGCAGCGAUGACGAUCUCUUCCAGCCCGUGAAGUCCAAACCAGCAAAGAAAGCCAGUCCCUUUCCUCUCCUGGAAGAUGAGCACGACCUCUUUGCGGGCCAGAAAGGCAAGAAGAAUGAGUCAAAAUCCAGCAGUCCUCAGGAUGUCCUGUCAAGAACACAGGAUAUUUUUGAGGAUGAUAUAUUUGCUACAGAAGCAAUUAAACCCUUACAAAAAACGAGAGAGAAGGAGCGAACGUUGGAAUCCAACUUGUUUGAUGAUAACAUUGAUAUCUUUGCUGACCUAACUGUGAAACCGAAAGAAAAGUCCAGAAAGAAAGUGGAAGCUAAGUCUAUAUUUGACGACGACAUGGAUGAUAUCUUCUCCUCCGGCAUCCAGGCUAAGACAAGCAAACCCAAAAGCCGACCUGCUGAGGCAGCGCCUGAACCGAGAUCCGAACACAAGGUGUCGAACUUAUUUGAUGACCCCCUGAACGCACUUGGGGGCCCGUAGAGCACACAGGGUACCCACAGCUCUCCCCUAAGCUACACCUCGAGUUAGCGAUGCUGUCUUACAUGCUCAUUGUCCUAACUGCAUUGCAAAAAGCAAAUGUUGUAGCAAUUGACUCAAUGUACUUAAUAUUCUCUGCACUGAUUUUAAUUAGGCUUACUACCACAAAUAAAAAUAAUAUGUCUCAGUG
This is a messenger RNA of Lepus europaeus (European hare), 4123 nucleotides long. RefSeq names its product WASH complex subunit 2C (gene WASHC2C). The record is from RefSeq and is a predicted model, not a curated record. Lineage: Eukaryota; Metazoa; Chordata; Mammalia; Lagomorpha; Leporidae. Gene Ontology annotation, cellular component: WASH complex; early endosome. Gene Ontology annotation, molecular function: phosphatidylinositol phosphate binding; retromer complex binding. Gene Ontology annotation, biological process: protein localization to endosome; retrograde transport, endosome to Golgi.